Messenger RNA from Hydra vulgaris (swiftwater hydra), 1605 nucleotides. Its product is annotated as DEP domain-containing mTOR-interacting protein. The record is from RefSeq and is a predicted model, not a curated record. Gene Ontology annotation, biological process: negative regulation of TORC2 signaling; negative regulation of protein kinase activity; intracellular signal transduction. Lineage: Eukaryota; Metazoa; Cnidaria; Hydrozoa; Anthoathecata; Hydridae. Gene Ontology annotation, molecular function: protein binding.
AAUGCUUUCCUGAAAGUGUUAUAUAAUUAUUAUAUAGUUAAAAAUAUUUAUACAAGUUUACACAGGAUGCCUUCACCAGAAGAAAUUUUGGUGCUUGGUGAAAUUCUCCGUUUAAAAAUACACAAAGCUAAACAUUUAGUUAAAUCAUGCAAAAAUGAUAUGGGGACUUUUCCAUAUUCAUUCGUUGGACAUGAAGUUGUAGAAUGGCUUGUAAAAAAUGAUGAAGUUCAAAACAAAGAUGUUGGCAUCACAGCUAUGAGAAUUCUCCAAGAAAAUGGAAUUUUGCAUCAUGUUUGUGACGAUCAUCUUUUUAACAAUGAUAGCUGCUUUUAUCGUUUUCGAAUUGAUGAUGGCACAUUUUUUGUAGAUUCCAAAUAUAUUUACUAUCAUCAAGGAAUAGUCAUACAUGAUCGAAUCUUAGCAGAUAAAGAAAAGUUUUUACAAAAUUACACCUCCGAUGAUUUAAGUGUUACUGAAAACUGUUUUAAAGGUUCAAUGUUGGUUCAAUGGUUGAUUUUAAAUAAUGUUGAUACUGAGUUGUCAGCCAUCAGAUUGUGUCAGGCGUGGCUGAAUAUUCUUAUAAUUAAAUCUGUGUUCACCGAAUCUACUGAAUUCAACAAUGAUGGUACAUUAUACCAGUUUGUGUUUGAUUUAAAAUCUCCAACAAAGUUGAGAGAGUCAUUAAACUUAUAUGCUGAACGUGAUAAUAACUCAAGAAAAAGCUUUACUGAAAUCAAUAAUACUAGGAAUCUUAUCACAAUAUGGGCAGGAUUUAACAACAAUAAAGCGCAUACCAAUAUUCCUGGCAAAAAAAAUGAUGCUUGUUCUAUAAGUUUGAAUGAACCUGCUACUCCUAUUCAACCAGCUGUGUUGCGAGAUAUGACAAGUGAAGAGCUUCUCAGCAGUGAAAGUACAUAUUCAUGGCAAAAUAUUAGAAUUAACUGCGAUUCAUUUGGGUUUGGUUUUGUAGUUAGAGGUACUGGACCUUGUUAUGUACAAACUGUUGAUCCUACAAGUCCAGCAGCAGCAGCUGGUCUAAAGGUACGCAUGUAUAUUUACUCGGUUAACGGCAAAGUUGUUUUAAACAUGAGCCAUAAAGAGGUUUCGCAUGAAAUCGAUAAAUGUUCGUUUGUAGAACUUGUGACACUUUAUAGUAUUAGAAGAACGAAGCAGUUAAAUAGCGAUUGUGAAGAAUAGAAUGGUUUGAUAGAAGAGUGUUAAAACUAUUAUUUAAAAAAGAAAAAUGUCUGUUUUGUAUAUAAAUAUUUAAACGCUGUUUUCGUAAAUAUGAGUAUAUUUAUGUAUACAUGAGCUUUUUUUCAGGUUUUAUGUAUAUAUGUCUUGUUCAUAGUCUGUGCUAUGUCUCCUGAUGUUGUUUUAUUUAGUUAGGUUUGCUCAUUUACUCAGGUUUGCUCAUUUACGCACAGACGAGUUGUAAGUAGAGUUAGUUAAAAACUCUUGUUUUUUGACAGACACCUGUCUGUUUGUUUUAUAUUUUAUCGAAGAAACAUCUUUUAUAUUUUUAUAAAUUUAUUGGAUUAUAUUGUUUAUGUUAUUGAUUAUAAUGUAUAUAGUUAUGCGUUUAUUGAUUUGCCGAGCCUAAUA